AUGGAUCUAUGCGAAACGAUCAAGUCUAUUUUAACUAAAAAAGCUCAAGAAGAUUCUACUGAUCGUACUUCAUGGCCUGCCUUGUGUAUCGGCCUUCUUCAAGAGGAAGUCACAAAUUCUACAAAUUCCGAAGAUACAAUACACCUUAAUCAAUGUAUACAGUCUCUUAUUAAUUCAUCGAAAGCUCAAAAAUCUUGUUUCGAUAAAGGGGUUCUUGAACGACCUUUUUAUUUGGCUUUAGUAGAAAUGCUCUCAUUUUGUCUUGAAAAUGGUGGUGAAUUUCCUCAAAAUUUAAAAACGAGUAAAGUUUUUAUGCUCGAAAACACUAAUUUAUUAAGAUUGAACGAAAUUGAACAAGAAAUGAAGCAUAUAAUUAGUUCUUGGAAUGGAAUUCCUCUUAUGUUUGAAGAAUUUCAUCGUAAUUCCCUUAAUGAUUUUUUCUUUAAGUUUUUAACUCCAAAAGACCUAAACACUUUCCUUGGCCUUCGUACAACUCUUGGAUCCGCUAUUCAACUUCCACCAUCACUAUCAGAAUGCCUUGCUGCUUUUACACAUUGUUAUGUAAAAAAGAACUCCAAGCCAGUUCGAGCAUCUAUCUCAAAUAUACUUACAGUUGGUGCUAAGGCUUUUUCUAAACAUUGUCAUAGAGACACUAGUGGAUCUUUUUGGGGUGUUUGUAGCGGAUCUGAAAAACAAAAAAACGAACAAGCUAAUAAAGUUCUGGCUAAAAUAUUGACAAAUGCAGCGUGGAUUAAUUUACAUUCACUACCGCACGAUACACGUGUUUUUGAAGUUCGCAACCUUGAUGGAUAUGGAGCUCGUUGGGAAAUUCAUGAACCUCAAUACCAGCAAUUGCAAUCGCAAAUGGAUUCAAGUGGUACCGCAAACUCUAUUAAUAGUAAUAAUGGCACAAAUAUCAUGUUUCGUGGAUUUUUGGAACCUCAAAUGAAAGAUGGGCAUAGCAAAGGAUGGAUUCAUUAA
Dentiscutata heterogama is the source of this 981-nucleotide messenger RNA. NCBI's taxonomy places the organism in Eukaryota, Fungi, Glomeromycota, Glomeromycetes, Diversisporales, Gigasporaceae. The record is from the annotation of a GenBank genome assembly.